AUGGAGGCUCUUACGAAGACUUUUGUCCGUCCGCCGCUAUGCGCCUCGGCGUCGCUUACCGGCCUGCCGUCAGUCGCCGUUAAAUCGUCCGCUCGCGGCGGGUCUUCGUCUUCGUUCCCGUCAGUCUCGAAGGCGGCAACUUCGGCCGCAAACCGCACCGUCAGGACUUUCGCGCUUCCAAACGAUGAUGACGUCAUCGCCUUAAAUUCCGGAAAAAGUCUGGAGGAGCUCGAGGAGACGAUUCGCCGCAUCGCGGAGGAAAACGAGCAGCUCCGAGCUCGAGCCGCGGCCGCCGCGGCCAAUGCGCGCCGCGCUGAGUCCGCUUUUAAAGGAGAUGUCGACGUUUCAAGGCCGCGCAUGGGGGCCGUGCCGCCGCCGCCUCCGCCGGAGUUCGCGGCGGCGCCUGUGGUCGAGUAUCUGGAUACGACUCUAGGGGGGGUGCCUACAGAGGAGGUUGCUUCAGUCGAAGCUAAAUACCUCGUCGAAGAGGCAGGGAGCGUGAGGAGCUGGCAGGAGGCGGUGGAACAAGAGGCCGCCACGUCAGCAGCGGCGGAUGGGAACCUCGAGAUUGCCGCAGCAGGCGGGAUCGAGGAUAUUCAGAAGACGGAGAACCCCAUGAGCAUUGUGUUCGUGGCAUCCGAGGUGGCCCCUUACUCGAAAACCGGAGGCCUGGCGGACGUGGUGGGGUCGCUGCCGGUGGCGCUGGCGGCGAGGGGGCACCGCGUGAUGGUGGUGGCGCCGCGCUACAUGAACGGCGUCACGGACAAGCUCUAUGCUGGCGCGUUUGACAUGCAGUGUCGCAUCAAGUGCUUCUGCUUUGAGGGCGCUCACGAGGUGGCGUUCUUCCACGAAUUCAGAGACGGCGUUGACUUUGUAUUUGUCGACCAUCCAUCGUACCACCGUCCCGGCACGCCCUAUGGGGACCAGAACGGCACAUUUGGAGACAACCAGUUCCGCUUCACGCUGCUGUGCCAUGCGGCCUGCGAGGCUCCGCUACAGCUGGAGCUGGGCGGCUUUACCUAUGGGGAGAAGGUCUUAUUCAUUGCCAAUGACUGGCACGCGGGGCUGCUGCCCGUUCUGGUCGCGUCCAACUACCGUCCCCACGGAGUGUACAAGGAUGCUCGCACCAUCCUUGCCAUCCACAACCUCUCCCACCAGGGCGUGGAGCCAGGCUACACGUUUGGCAGUCUCGGCGUGCCGGGCGACUGGUACGGGGCGCUCGAGUGGGUGUUCCCGGAGUGGGCACGCAAGCACGAGCUGGACAAGGGCGAGGCGGUGAACAUCCUCAAGGGGGCGAUUGUCACUGCCGACAGGAUCGUCACAGUCAGCCCGGGCUACGCCUGGGAGAUAGCUACAGUGGAGGGCGGGUGGGGACCACACCUCCUCGCCAAUUCAACCACUCACCUUCGUCCCUCCCCGCUCUUCCCCUCGUCCCUCCCCCUGCACACGCUGCAGGGCUACGCCUGGGAGAUCACGACAGUGGAGGGCGGGUGGGGGCUGGAUGGGCUGCUCCGGGGGCGAAGCUUCGUGCUCAACGGUAGGAAGCUUCAUAUCGGAGAAAAACCCUCCACGUUCUCUCCCCUCCCCAUGCCUCCCUCCUCUGUCUGUAUGCAUGCACACGCCUCCUUCUUCCCCCCUCCCCCCCGUCCCUGCCACUUAUGGUGUGUGACCAACGGAGUGGAUGUGGUGGACGGGAACCCUGCCUGCCAUGGACAAGCCUGCAGUGUGACCAACGGAGUGGACGUGGUGGACGGGAACCCUGCCUGCCACGGACAAGCACACAGCAAGCACACCGUUGAUAGGCAUAACCCCCCACCUUCAGUGGAGCACUA
Closterium sp. NIES-65 is the source of this 1832-nucleotide messenger RNA. NCBI's taxonomy places the organism in Eukaryota, Viridiplantae, Streptophyta, Zygnematophyceae, Desmidiales, Closteriaceae. The record is from the annotation of a GenBank genome assembly.